AUGCGCGAGUUCAUGGAUUACAUCCAAAGCGCCUUCUAUGCCGCAACGGGCUGGAAUCGCGACAACUCCUACUCGUCCCUGAACGCGACGGCUGACGCUUUGCUUAGCUUCCCUACCCCACGGGGCCUCCGGAUCACCCUCGGGUCACUUGCCACGCCCCAGUUCGCGACCGCAUACCAGCUCGGCACCGUUGGCGUCGUCGAUGGCUCGGUCUCGUACCUGUACUCGACGGUCUCGCUCCGCAACGCGGUCGCGCAGAGCGCGAGGAUACCUUUGCCCGAUCUCCUGAAGAGCUACAAACCCCUGGUGGAGCUGCCGCGCGGGACAAUAGGGACAGGGGACUUCCUCGAGGGAUGGGAUGCAUCAGAGAAGAAUACGCUCGCCUACGGGCGUUUGUACCUGCCACAGUCGAUGCUGGAGGCACUUGUCGUGAAGCGCUUCUCUCCCACACUACAGAUGCAGAUCAGUGCAGUGUCUGAUCAGACGUUGCGUAAUGGCGGUACGGUUCUAGGCAUGGUACAAUACGACCGACAACGAUACGGCAUUGAGGGUUUGGCAUCAUCCGAUGGAGGCCUCAUGGGAGUGCGCGGCUUGUACAACUUUGGAGGUGAUGCGGAGAACUUGAAAACGCCAUACGGCUCUUCAAACGAUGUUGCGACGGGGAAUGGUAUUGGUGAACGGGAAGGCAUAUACGGACGGUUUAGCACGGGUGCAGAACUCUACUACGGAACACUCAACAAAUCGGGAGGCAUGAGUAUGGGGGUAAGGUUCGCAACUCUGCCGACAUACAGAGGAACACCACUCACGGCAACGAUGACGAUCAAUCCCUUGAUGGGAAACAUCAGCUGGAGCUAUGCAGUCAUGGCUGGAAAGUUCUGCUCGCUUGCGACAAGAAUGGACUUCAAUGUCUACAGCUACGAAAGUGAAUGGGCAGUCGGCACGGAGUUAUGGAGAAGGAGGAAGAGUUCCUGGGCCGUCGAUGCUGGUAAGGAGAGCCCAGCGCCAGAGCAGGCGCCUCCACCCAAAUUGGAAAGGAGCUUCCAGGCCAAGAUCGAAUGGAGAUUAGACGACCCGCUACCGGCACCAGAACCUCCAGAAAUGCAGUCGGCCCCGAAAGAGCUUCCUCAAGCGGAAGAGGACAAUGAUAAAUACUCGGGCGUUCUCAAGGCGAGGCUGGAUCAACAUCUUAAAAUUGGUCUUUUGUGGGAGGGAAGGGUCAAGUCGUUGCUAUUCAGUCUCGGAAGUGGGAUCGACCUUCGCCGACUCGACACGCCAUUCCGGAGCUUAGGCCUCGAGGUGCAGUUCUCCUCGUGA
This is a messenger RNA of Pseudomassariella vexata, 1314 nucleotides long. RefSeq lists its product as uncharacterized. The record is from RefSeq and is a predicted model, not a curated record. Lineage: Eukaryota; Fungi; Ascomycota; Sordariomycetes; Amphisphaeriales; Pseudomassariaceae. Gene Ontology annotation, cellular component: ERMES complex; SAM complex. The coding region runs from base 1 to 1314 and encodes 437 amino acids. Gene Ontology annotation, biological process: establishment of mitochondrion localization; phospholipid transport; protein insertion into mitochondrial outer membrane. The transcript has 2 exons.